Hevea brasiliensis (rubber tree) is the source of this 1017-nucleotide messenger RNA. Its product is annotated as UPF0548 protein At2g17695. The transcript is spliced from 6 exons. The record is from RefSeq and is a predicted model, not a curated record. The coding region runs from base 133 to 642 and encodes 169 amino acids. NCBI's taxonomy places the organism in Eukaryota, Viridiplantae, Streptophyta, Magnoliopsida, Malpighiales, Euphorbiaceae.
UCUGGAACGAAAUUCCGCUUUCACCCUCCAAGGUCUCCCGCUUUCCUCUCUUCUCCUAAAAAGGCAAGUGAUUUAUCUUGGGGAAACGAAAGCUUGGCAUCGAAAUUGAAGUCUACGAGUUUUUUGGCAGAGAUGGUUUUCUUGUCCUGGGCUAAGCCUUCUCCUCAAGAGCAGAAGGAUUGCUUGAACAAGUUAGGUGCCUUCAACUAUAACCCAAAGUACAGGGGAGCUACUGCUAAACCUGUAUCUUCCCUUAAAGAAGACCAUCAGUUCUCAGAAGAUGGCUUCUUACUAAACCAUGCCCGUGUGUUAGUUGGUUCUGGUCUUGAGACUUUUGAUAAGGGAAAGUUAGCUCUUCAAACUUGGAGGCAUUUUGGAUUAACUUGGGCAUUUGUUGAUCCCAAGACUCCCAUUCAGACUGGAGUGAAAUUCUGUGUUUGUUUAAAGCAGUUUCUGCCAUGGGUCAUGAUGCCUCUUCAGGUGGUUUAUGUUAAAGAAAGUAAAAAGUCUAAGAAAGCCAUGGCUUCAUUUUCUUUUGGCAGUGGUACUCUUCAAGGUCACCUGUUGGCUGGGGAAGAGCGUUUUUCAAUUGAAAUGGAUGAGAAUAAUCAGGUGUGGUAUGAGGUGCAGAAGAAUAUAUAGGAAAGCCGAGGUCAAAACAAUUGCAGAAUUUGGGUUGCACCUGCAGGGCACUGGAAAGAAGCCAUUGCUGAUGUUGUGGGCAAUUGCAAAGAUGACAGACUUAUGAGCCAAGUCUUACUAAUUGGUAUUUCUAAGAAAUAAAUAUAUCCUUCAACAUAUUGAUACUAAUUCCUGCGCUUUUGCCAAUUGAUAUUCUGCAGAUCCUAAAGAUUAAUCAGAAUUUUUUUUCUUUUAAUUUAUCAGAAGGAUUAAUCAGAUUUCCGCAUUGAGUAGUUAUCUUGUAAUAUUCUUGUUGCUCUGGUUCCCUUAGUGAAUCAUGUCAUUUACAUUUCCAGUAAGAUGUGAUAAAUUUCAAUGUCUUCAAUUUAUUGUUAA